CUUCCUUUUAUAUCUAUCUCUCGCAUCCAAACAGAGCAAUUAUCAGAGAAAUCAACUUCUAAGAUUGGAGUCGGAAAAUGCUAACAGCUAAAUAUCCGGUCACCGGAGACCAGAAACUCCGGCCGAAGAGCGCGCGGAAACCUCUCCAGCCGAAGAACAUCCCGGCGAAUCCCGUCGUCGUCUUCGAUUUCGCGAAGACCGCCAAGCCAGACCAAGAAUGCGUCAAAAUCUCUCUGCUCUCGAACAAGGAGAACCAGCCGGCGUUUUCCUCUCCGGCGAAGAUCGAGUCGUUUGACACUUCGCUGGCGGAGGAGCUGAGCGCGAUCAAGAAGAAGCUGGAGCGGUUGAAAGCCGACAGAGAGAAGACCGAGAAGAUGUUGAGGGAAAGGGAUAUGAUUCUGGAUUUGCAGACGAAGGAGAUCGAAUCUCGAGGAGAGAUCCAGAAGAAGCUCGAGAUUGAGGUCGAUAGGUUGUACAGAUUGAAUCAGCUUCAUUCUCAAUCACUGCAGAGAUUUUCUCCGAUUCGGUCUCUCCGAGAGAAGGAACGAGCAAAGAAAGGCACUGAAUCUGAAUCACAGGAGUCGAAAAGCAAGGAUAGAGAGGACUCCGUCUGCCAAAGCUCCCCGCCCGAAUUAAUCAGUUCAGCUUCAUCAGAAAUUAUUUCAGAGACCAAGUAAAACUUUUUUUUUUUUUUGGUAUCAAAAAAAGGAAAGAUUUUUCUUUUUUCUUCCAGUUUUUAAAUUUUGGGUUCUCUCUUAUUUGACUGGCCUCACUGUACCAA
Morus notabilis is the source of this 781-nucleotide messenger RNA. Its product is annotated as high mobility group B protein 13. The record is from RefSeq and is a predicted model, not a curated record. The transcript has 3 exons. NCBI's taxonomy places the organism in Eukaryota, Viridiplantae, Streptophyta, Magnoliopsida, Rosales, Moraceae. Bases 78 to 677 code for a protein of 199 amino acids.